Molecule: messenger RNA, 3363 nt
Organism: Fonsecaea multimorphosa CBS 102226
Lineage: Eukaryota; Fungi; Ascomycota; Eurotiomycetes; Chaetothyriales; Herpotrichiellaceae
Exons: 14
Coding region: 1-3363 (1120 amino acids)
Source: RefSeq, a predicted model, not a curated record
AUGGUGAGACGACCUCUCGAGGCAGAUCGCUCUCCUGCCGACUCAUCUGCACUCCAUAGGACUCGAGCUCAAUCUGCGCGGAGUGACAGCGACACAAUCAGUCCAAGUCAAUUCACGCCCUCUUCAACUAGGAGUCGUUCGGACUCUGCUAGCCUUCCUGGGACGUUGGAUUUCGACCCGGAUGUGCCAAUCCCUUCGAUCGAAAGAGAGCCCGAUGAGGCAUCAAGCCUCUCUACCCACAAUAGCUCAUCUGCCCGCGCCAGAACGCCUUCCUUUUCUAUUACACCGCCUGCCACGGAGGGAAUGACAACUCCAAUCCCGCCUUCCGGCACCAGCCAUGGAACAAGUCCAACACCAUCCUAUACAGUGCUCAGCCCGGCUACGCGUACCGGAUUAGAGCUUUCGGAAAGGGCAGCAGGAUCGUCCAGUAGAUCUGACUCUCUUCCGGGAGCUGGCCGGCACCAUUCCCAAUCUUUCCCUACCACUUCCGUCGCUGGUCAACAUUCGACUCGAAGUCCCGUGGACAGUGUCACUGUCAGCCACGGCAUUGGAAAUAUCAGAUUGGGAAGUCCCGUGGACAGCGUCACCCACGGCAUGGGGAAUAUCAGAUUUGAUACAGAAGAUACACGGCCUGGUACUCCAACUCCGCGCACUUAUCUCCAUCCACGGUCCCCAAGCCCCAACAUAUCCAUUGAUGGGGCGCAUCGGAGUAUAAGAUCUACUUCCCGUCGUCGGUCAGGCUCUUAUGUUGACCCUACUCCUCACAAUGUUGCCGAAGAGGAACCUCCGCGGGAGCGGUUCCACGAGCCAGAGUUUCAGCGAGAGUUUACCACCGCAAAGAACCUCGUGAAUGAUCUGGUCAAUGUCCUUGCAAGUUCAUCGCUACACAAUGAAGCCCAGUCCCGUAUACGUGCUCUGUACCUACAGGCUGUCGACUUGAGCCGCUUCCAAAAGCCCUCGGCUCGUAUUGUGGCCCUGGUAGGAGACGGUGAAGUAGGCAAAAGCAGCCUCCUAAAUUCGCUCUUGGAUUUUGAGGGCUUCGCUCGAUCGGGUAGCAGUGGGAAGGCGUGUACUUGUGUUGCAACUGAGUAUCAUUACCACGAGAAUGACGAUUUCGCCAUCGAGAUCGAAUAUUUCACCUUGGAUGAGCUUCGAGAUCAACUAACCGAGCUUCUACAAUCAUACCGACACUAUUACCUCCGCCCUGCGCAGGAAAAUGACAAGCCAGAAGGGGAGCAAAACGAUCUUGAAAAGAGGGCCGAGGUCGCUCAAGAUACAUUCCAGGCUGCUUUUUGCAAUCACCUGGCACACAACGAAAGAUUCCUUCUCGAUAACUCCGAGGCGACUGUGCUCCGGACAUUGCUGACGUGGACUAGGGCUACCGGCUUACCGAUAAGGGAGACGCCCGGCGCCGGCCCAGAAAGAGAAUUCUUCAAUGAAGCAAACCAAUGUUCCGAUCGCUUGAUCAAGCUCACCUCUGAGUCGACUUCUCCGAAUGAAGCCUCCAUAUGGCCCUUCAUUCGAAAGAUAAAAGUUUAUCUCAAUGCGUAUAUUUUGAGCAAGGGCCUUAUUCUCGCUGACCUCCCAGGCCUUCGAGACGUCAACUCGGCUCGGCUCAAGAUCACCGAGAGAUACCUGCUCAACUGCGACGAGAUUUUUGUCGUCUGUCGCAUCGGCCGCGCAAUCACUGAUGCUAGUGUCAUGGGGGUGAUCGAGCUUGCAAGGAGGGCUUCCCUGUCGAGGAUUGGGAUUGUCUGCACAAGGUCCGAGGAAAUUCAAGCAGACGAAGCCCAGCGAGAUUUCGGUGGAGAUGCCCCAACAACCAUCAAGAGGCUGAAAGACAAGAUUAAGCAGAUGCAGGAAUCAUUAAAGGCAACUGAGCGUGAAAUAAGUGAUUUCAGCAUCGAUAGUGACACCGAAGCCGAGAUCGAUGAAGAAGAGAGCAAGGAGCUCGUGCGGCUUCACAAUGCCGCUAAAAAAAUCCUGCAGACCAAUGAUUGUGAAAACCUCAGAUUGAAGACGUUUCUUAUGACUACACGCAAUGAGAAAGUCACAGCCGAUCUUCGGACAGCCCACCAGAGUCACAUACCCGGUGGGAACUUGCCAGUCUUCUGCGUCAGCAACCGCGAUUACUGGGAGCAUCGAAGGAACCCGAAAGAGGAGGCCAUGCCCCUCCUUCAUCUCUCUGGAAUCUUGCAACUCCGGAGAUAUUGCCUCUCCGUUGUCGCUGAGAGCCAACUCCAGGCGGCGCUCGACUACAUGUUCGAUGCCAUUCCAGCACUACUGGGUUCCGUCGAACUCUGGGUUCAAUCUGGCGCGGGAAGCCUGAGUGCCGAAAGAAAGCAAGCUAUUCGAGACACCAUAGAAGAGAUAGAAAAGGCAUUAGACACCGUGAGUUGCCUUGCAUCCCCUGUCAAUGCCAACGCGCGGUCAAUGGAACAGCAAUUCAAUACCCAUAUAGCUCGAAGCAUGAGACAAUACUCCAACGAUUGGAGCGAAGCUGCAUAUAAUGUUACCAUAGAAUGGCACGGGUGGUCUCAUGGUAAGCAAAGUCCUUUUCCUUUCAUUUUCUCCGGAGAGCACUCGCCGUGUGAUCAUGUGCAGACUUUUAAAUUUUUGUCAGGUACUUACGCCGCCUUCUGUCGAAAAUAUGGGGAUCACAGCACAAAAGCGACAGUAAGGCCCCGCUGCUGGAACCAGGAAGCUAUACAGGCGAUGGUGGACCAGCUGGCCACCCCAUGGCGAACUUUCCGGCAAAAUCUCCAAGCCUCGCAGGACAACCUGCUGAACACGAUCGAUGAUUGCUUCGAUUGCGCCAUAGCUCUAUCCGAUUCAACUGAUGCCACGGCGCGCUCAAUGCGGACAUUGACCAUGACCAUGAGGCACAGACAAGCUCUUCUCAUUGCCGCCGUGGAGAACCUAGAGGAUGGUUUCCAGAGUGAUCUAUCCGUCCUUCGAACGGAUGCUUUUUCGGGCAUUCGCAGCUCCUUCAUUGGCCAGCUCAUGGAAUCGGCAUACAACAGGACCAUCCAGGAAAGCGGCACAGGAAGCGACUCGCGGCGUAAGAAAAUCAUCGGAGACGCGUUUGGCGACGACCAGCUCUUCGAGCGCCACCGUCGGCAAUUCAGAAGCAGAUUCUCCGCCCUCGCCGGCGGUCUGCAGGACAAGAUCCAAGCGGCCAUCGCCACGCACCUUGCCGCCGUCCAAACCGACCUGGACACGCUGAGAAACGAGAAUGUGGCCCUGGAGAGCGAGCGACAUCCCGAGUUCCGCAAUCGGGUCGAGGACGCGGUGCGCAAUAUCAGACAGGAGAUGGAAGGCGUUUACGCGGUUGCUUCUCGCUUCAGAGCCCCCACUACCUGA